Messenger RNA from Corticium candelabrum, 1644 nucleotides. RefSeq names its product origin recognition complex subunit 4-like. The record is from RefSeq and is a predicted model, not a curated record. NCBI's taxonomy places the organism in Eukaryota, Metazoa, Porifera, Homoscleromorpha, Homosclerophorida, Plakinidae. The coding region runs from base 196 to 1479 and encodes 427 amino acids. Gene Ontology annotation, molecular function: DNA replication origin binding; ATP hydrolysis activity; ATP binding. Gene Ontology annotation, cellular component: nuclear origin of replication recognition complex; nucleus. Gene Ontology annotation, biological process: DNA replication initiation; DNA replication. The transcript is spliced from 13 exons.
UGUGAUACGUCCAGUGACGUGAAAUUCAAUUAGAAAGCGAUGCCUGCUCGACGGUGAGCUUGCAAGGAAAGAUUUCGCGUCGAAUUCGUUUCUUUCAAAGGCGGCACGUGCUCGGCGCGUUGUCAUCGCGGCAUUUCCGUUUGUUCAACAAGUUGUCACGUGAAAAGCACGUGAUAUGGACAGCAGCGAUCAUGAAUGAAUAUGGAAACGAGAGCUACGGAGCUAUGCUUGCGGGAUGUGCAACAUGUUUUGCGUCGGCGGAUUUUCGACUCGAAUAACAUGUUUCCUAGCCAUCUUGUGAAGCAGAAAGAAGAACUUGUUGGUGUCGUGCGACGAGCUGUCAAGUUUGCAGAGAGUGCUUCCGUGCUUGUGCUUGGUCCUCGAGGCAGCGGAAAGUCUCUGAUUGUGAAGAAAGCACUCGAUGAACUGAAAUCAGACAGUGAAACGGCAGACUGUUUUAUCAACAUCUACCUGAAUGGUGCUGUGCAGACUAGAGAUGUUCUGGCUCUGAAGGAGAUAGCAAUACAACUGAGUCUUGUUUCAGAGCUUGAAGCAUGUUAUGUGAACUCAUUCCGAGACGCUUUCUCAUUUUUGUUGGAAACGUUGAGAUCAGGCAGCAAGGAGAGCAAAGCAAUUAUUUUUGUGUUGGACGAGUUUGACAGAUUUGCUCAAGACAGAAGCCAGAAGCUACUGUAUAGUCUCUUGGAGCAGACGCAAUCUGUAAACGUUCCAGUAGCUGUUGUUGGAAUUACCUGCAGGCUUGAUGUUAUUGAACUGUUAGAGAAAAGAGUCAAAUCUCGUUUCUCUCACCAGCAGAUCAGCCUCUUUGAUGGCUUUUCCUUUCAAGACUACACACAAAUGUUCAACAACUUACUGGAAUUGACUGAUGAGUUUCCUCACAGUGAAUUUGCUUCUCAAUGGAACAACAGUGUCAAGAAACUUCAAGAAAACCCCGAGGUUAUUCGCAUUCUACAGAAUCAGUACGACUUGUCAAGAGAUCUUAGAAGUCUUCAACGAUUGCUGGCAAUACCGUGUGGGAAGGUAACAGUUGGCCAUCCAUUUAUUGAAGCUUCAGACUUGCAAGAGUCUGCUGGUAUCACGACAUUGGACACAAGAAUAUUAGAUAUCAAUGGCCUGUCUGUCUUGGAGCUUUGUCUUCUGAUUGCAAUGGCUCAUUUGACUGAGAAAUUAGAUGGCGAGCCAUUCAAUGGUGAAAUGAUUUAUCAAGAAUACAGAAAAUUUGCGAGCAGGUCACAAUCUAUCGACUUCCUUACAAAGCCUGUUGCAAUGCAGGCAUUACAAAGACUGAUGGCUCUAGAACUGGUUCUAUCUCCUAGAUCACAUGGAACUGCCAGUAGACGAGAGUUCUCUAAUCUCAUACUUGCCAUGGACGUUGACCAAUUACACGAUGCCAUCAUGUCCUUCCCCAAAUGUCCUACAGACGUACUCCAUUGGGCAAAAUCGGACUUAUUUAGAUAGCGAUAGAUCACAGUUGUACACACACACUAGAAAUAUAGAAAGUUGGUACCUUUCCUCUUUGAAUAAAAAAUGCAAUUGCAUUUUAGCAGAUAAAAUGUCAUAGCUUGAAUCGUUUGAUAUCAGUGUUGUGUAAGUUUGAUAUCAAAGAGUGUCUUAAUUUUUUGU